GUCGGGGAUUCGUCGUGUUACCAGCUCGCCCAGAAAGUGCGUCGGCUACGCUGCAUCAUGUCGUACGUCCUGGUCACUCUGUCCUGUGUGUUGCUGGUGCUCUCUGCGCCGUACGCUUUCGCUGAAGACAGUGACGAUGACAUUACAGAGAUCGACGACUCAUUAAUAGCUGCCGGUGAUGGAUGCACACCCGAUGAAGUAGACGACGACGACUACAGUGAGACUACGGCUGCUACAGAAACCACUUCAGCCAGCUCCCGGGCAGGAAAAUCGGUCCGUGCCGGUUCCAAACAAAAGGCGCACGCGAGGACUGCAGCCCACGGGAAAGCGGCCAAAGCCAGGACAGCCGCCAAGAAGGCUGGCCGAGCUGCCGCCAAGGUGCACAAGGCCUGAGCGUGGCGGCGCAUUCUGCAGCCGAAACGUCAGCCAGCCUGCAACUUCCGCACUGACGCCCGCCCGCUUGGGUCUUAGAGAUUAACCAGAUUAAAAACUCCCUGUCUCCCGAAAUUAUUCUUUGGUUUUGUUUUCAACAACGUUAUAGAAGUGUUUAUGUAAUUCUUUGACAUUUUCAUUUUCCAAAUUCGUGAUGAAGUACAGUAGGCCUCAUACGUUAUAAGACGAAGCAUCUACAUUUAACAUUUGCCUGUCAUUAAACUUGCAAGUUGCUACUGACAUAAA
Molecule: messenger RNA, 678 nt
Organism: Schistocerca nitens (vagrant locust)
Lineage: Eukaryota; Metazoa; Arthropoda; Insecta; Orthoptera; Acrididae
Exons: 2
Coding region: 58-393 (111 amino acids)
Source: RefSeq, a predicted model, not a curated record